This is a messenger RNA of Coniophora puteana RWD-64-598 SS2, 426 nucleotides long. RefSeq lists its product as uncharacterized. Bases 1 to 426 code for a protein of 141 amino acids. The record is from RefSeq and is a predicted model, not a curated record. The transcript has 5 exons. Lineage: Eukaryota; Fungi; Basidiomycota; Agaricomycetes; Boletales; Coniophoraceae.
AUGAAAGUCCAACUUGCCGUCGCGUCUCUCGUCACUUUCGUUGCUGGGUCAAUGGCAACAUUGACUGUGAACACUCCGACGAACCUUGUGCAAUGCGAACCUGCCUUGAUUACCUGGGAGGGUGGAGAAGAAGUAAAUUUUACAGUUCUUACCUUUUUCAUUGUCACACUAAUUUCGCCGGGAAGCAUUGACUCUGUCGACGGCAAGACCCACGAGAACUACGACAUCCCGUCGGGAUCGGCCUACACAUGGGUCGUCGACAUUGCCGCAGGAACCUCCAUCAAACUCGUACUCAAAGAUAGUACCGGUGUGGUCUCUCAGUCUGCGGUCGUUGCUGUCCAAGCCGGAGCCGGCUUAUGUGGCACAUCGCAUACGUAUGACCCAGCGGACGGCGCCGGCUCAGCUCUGGCGUCAAUAGCGAUUUGA